Molecule: messenger RNA, 1430 nt
Organism: Dothidotthia symphoricarpi CBS 119687
Lineage: Eukaryota; Fungi; Ascomycota; Dothideomycetes; Pleosporales; Dothidotthiaceae
Exons: 2
Coding region: 105-992 (295 amino acids)
Biological process (GO): mycotoxin biosynthetic process
Source: RefSeq, a predicted model, not a curated record
CAAGCCUUGUUCCGUACCCGAUUUGUUCGAUAUAUCAAAAGUACGCACUGAAUGAAUCCUGCGCCGACAGCAUCGGAAAUUGGUUCCAGUUGUCUUUCUGAAUCAUGCGCUGGUUCAUCACUCCGGCAUAUUACGACAAACUUGAGCAGAGCGAGACGAUACUCGAUGAUACACCACCAAGAACUACAAACAGUACCGACAGGGCUUGGCGGAUUCGCUUCCUACUUUGGUCGACACUCACCAGCUUAUCGAUCUUACUGAAUGUUCUUCUGCUUGGGUUUGCCUGGCUUUGGACGGAUACAUGCAACGUGUAUACAGGUGGUUACCGCAAUGUCUCGAUGAAUGCAAAUUUCAAAGCAGCAUCGGCGUACUCUCCGAUUUUUGAUAAGGUCGACAUGCAAGUGGGUCUCACGACUGUCAACGGCGCAAUGCACGACAACACUUCCAUCUGGCGAAUGCCACCAUCACGCGAGGUCGAUGCAGCGUGGGACAGCUUGACAAGGGGAGGCCUCGAAAUUAUCACUGUGUCAGCAGCCGAUAUCGAGCUCUCUGGCAAAGAUCCGGCUCUCAGCGUCAAAGCGCCGCCUUCCUGGGAUCAAGGACCAGAUGCAUAUUUCGCUCAGAUCGACAUCUUCCACAUCUUGCAUUGUCUAGAUGGAAUCAGGAAAGAGAUGUGGUCCGAGUAUUACUAUGACGAUCCAUCGGAUGCCAUCCGUCGCGAGCUCAAGGCACAUUGCCUGCACGCAAUCCUGCAGAAUCUCCUGUGCACAGCUGACGUAGGCAUCGUACAAUACAACUGGAUGCAUGACGACAGAUAUCCAGAGUCAAGAACAAUACCUGUCCCGGACUACAAUCUGGUCAAGCAAUGCCGCAAUUUCGAUGCGUUGCUCGAAUGGACUAUUGACCGAAGCGUGCCUGGUUGGCAGAGCAAAUGGAGCGAGCUGCAAGUUCCCGAGGAUGCUGUAGUGUUACCGGGCGACAUCAUCUUGUAGACAGCGAAUGCUAGACGCUUGUUACGAGGAAGGUUGUAACAUAUACUGUGUAGGGGGUUGCAGCUGUAGCGUAAUGAAAGACUCAGCGCUCGAUCAGAGACUCGGCUCGGUGUUUCUGUGCGAAGUCAUCGUGGAUACCUUAACGACGUUCGCAAUUCUAGUGAGAUGACCGUAUUCAACGUCCGCGGCCUGUAUCGAAUGCUCAUGCCAUGCUCAAUUGAAUAGCAAUCUAUGCCGUACUUGCUUUAUCGUGAAAUUAGGGUCCCUUUUAUAUUAAUUCAGGUCAUAGGAUGUUGUUGAUUUUCUGGAAAUCACGAUAAUAGUAGUUGGGCUCGAACUAUCGUUUCUUUCUUAUUUACUCAAUCACGAAGUGUCGUAGGUUUUUUCACACAAAACCGAUAUAGCUGCCCGCUCUGGCGACGAGCAUUUGAAUGCGCG